Messenger RNA from Lethenteron reissneri (Far Eastern brook lamprey), 2513 nucleotides. Its product is annotated as zinc finger X-chromosomal protein-like. NCBI's taxonomy places the organism in Eukaryota, Metazoa, Chordata, Hyperoartia, Petromyzontiformes, Petromyzontidae. The record is from RefSeq and is a predicted model, not a curated record. Gene Ontology annotation, biological process: regulation of hemopoiesis; regulation of transcription by RNA polymerase II. Gene Ontology annotation, molecular function: metal ion binding; DNA-binding transcription activator activity, RNA polymerase II-specific; RNA polymerase II cis-regulatory region sequence-specific DNA binding. Gene Ontology annotation, cellular component: nucleus.
UCACGACGCUGAGGCCCGCUGCGCGGUGACGUCAUGACGCGCGCGCUAUCCUCGUCGAGGCCUGCGGAGCGGAGCCCGCGCCCUUUUCGCGACGAGGAGGAGGAGGAGGCGGACGACCCGCGGCGCCGCGCGGCCGCGCAUGGAGUGAGCAGCGAGGAGGGAGCGCGGCGCAGCGGCCACGCGGCGAACUGAACCAUGAAUAUGGAUCAGGACAGCAUCAACACCGAGCUGCAGUUCCAAGAGGAGAAUGUGAUCGCCACUUUGGUAGAAAUGGAACAAGAUCAGCCAUUGGGCGAUAUAGAUGGAUCCCAUUUGAAGGACAUUGACAUCAAAAGAGAUGGAAAUACUUGCUCUGAUGUUAUCAAAGUUUACAUCUUCAAGACGGAAAAUGGGCAAUACAACUCCGGGGCAGCGUCUGGUGUGGCCAUCGACCCUUCGCAUGUGCAUAUCAAGCAGGAAGAUGUGGCAGUGCUGGAUUCCACGAGCAUCACCACAGUUCCACAGGAAGAGCUCGUGUACAUGGCAAUGGAUGGUCCGCAGGAUCAAGUGCAGGAGAUCAGCUGUGCGGACAUGACGGACGACGUGUACAUGGAGGUGAUUGUUGGUGAUGAUGAGGCGGUCACGCUGGAGUCGGAGCCCCGAGUGGAGGAAAUGGCCCUCAACGAGGAGAUCCUGCCCGUGUCCUGGACGUCCGCAUAUGCAGAAGGCGGCGUGGAUGCAGUGGACAGCAACGGCGUGCUGAGCCUGUCGAGCAAGGCCGAUGAAGUGAUCUUGACUCCCACAAACAAAACCGACCAUCGCAGGCAAAGCCGAAAGAAGAACGUCGCCACUCGGAUGCAGCACACUAUGAGUAUUAUCGUAGGCCCGAAUGGGGAAAAGAUCCGAGUGCACCCUUGCUUUGUGUGCGGGAAGAAGUUCAAGACAAAGGGAUUCCUGAAGAAACACAUGCUAAACCAUCCCGAGGAUCACCUGGGGCGGAAGAAGUACCAGUGCACCGACUGCGACUACACCACCAACAAGAAGGCCAACCUGCACACCCACCUCGAGGGCCACCGCCUGGGCCACCCCAAGGACCGGCCGUAUGAGUGCGACGAGUGUGGCAAGCAGUUCUCGCAGCCCGUCGCGCUCACCAACCACAAGCUGACACACAAGACCAAGGGCGCCAAGAUGAACAAGUGUCGCUUCUGCGACUACGAGACGGCCGAGCCGUCGCUCCUGAGCCACCACCUGCAGGCCGUGCACAGCAAGAGCUUCCCGCACUGCUGCCCCGAGUGCGGGAAGCGCUUCCGCCACCCGUCGGAGCUCAAGAAGCACGUGCGCAUCCACACGGGCGAGAAGCCCUACGCUUGCGCCCACUGCGAGUACCGCAGCACGUCCAGCUCCAACCUCAAGGCGCACAUGCGGUGUCGCCACGCCAGCGCGCUGCCCUACAGGUGCGACGACUGCAGCGCAGCGUUCCUCACGGGCUCCGAGCUGCAGAAGCACGCCGCGGUGCACCUGGGCGCGGACCGCGUUUUCCAGUGCCAGCACUGCAGCCACCUGAGCGCCACGGCGGGCGAGCUGGAGCGCCACGUCGUGUCGGUGCACACGGAGGACUUCCCGCACAAGUGCGACGUGUGCGGCAAGGGCUUCUACCGGCCCUCUGACCUCAAGCGCCACAUGGUGGCGCACACGGGGAAGAAGCAGCACCACUGCCGCCACUGCGACUACCGCAGCGCGGACCCGUUCAGCAUCGCCCGGCACAUCCUGUCCGUGCACACCAAAGACAUGGCCUACAAGUGCAAGCGCUGCAAGAACUCGUUCCGUCAGCACAAGGAGCUGAAGAAGCACAUGCGUCAGCACCAGGCGAAGAAGGUGUACCAGUGCGAGUACUGCGACUACAACACGACGGACGCGUCGGGUUUCAAGCGGCAUAUCAUCUCCAUCCACACCAAGGAGUACCCGCACCGUUGCGAUUUUUGCAACAAGGGCUUUCGCCGGCCCUCCGAGAAGAACGCUCACAUAAUAAAACAACACAAAGGGCAAGUGUAGGCCUGCAGGGAGAUGGGAGGUGGUGUGUGGGCCCCUAAGAUGCUCGGCCCUGAACGCUUUGCUCUACCGAACCACAUGUUGUUUAUUCUAUCGUCAUCAUCAUCUAUAUUGAAAUCUUCUCCGCUGCACGCGCACACUGUGUGCGCGUGCGUGCAUUAUUCACAAAAAACACACAUUUCUUGUGUAUAUUUGUAUGUUUUACAAAGUAUUGUGUUUGUGGAUUAUAUUUGUAAAUGUAAAGCUGUAACAUAAUAAUAAUUAAUAGUUAUCAUUUAAGGGUAAAGUUGUUAUUCUCCCAUUUUGUUUUUGGGAAAGGUAGUAUUUGGGGGUAAAAAAAAACAACACCUGGCUGAACGUAUCUCGUUCUUUACGUUCAACUUGUGAUUUUUACUUCUAUUACAGUGAGCGUCCCACCUACCUGUAAAUGCUUGUCAGUUGUGAAUGAAAUUCAAAAAAAAAUAAAACUGCUUUUGUACAAUUUA